AUACUCCACCACACCCGCAGUGCAGCUCGUAUGCACAGAGUGUCUGGUGCUCACUCAACCCGCUCAAGCUGCCUUGCCGAUGCACUUGCUACUGCAAGCGAUGUCUUGUGAUGCGAGGCAUAGCUUCUCCGGCUGUCGAUGGUUGACUCCGCAGGAGUUGAGGGGUAGAGAUGGUGUAACGGUGUGUUGAGCCGAGCGUUAUAAGUAGCUGAGAGACGUGGUGAGUGUUCCAUUGUACCUUGUUCAAGUGUUACAAGUUCCAAGAGAGGGAAGUGAGAAGUCUCAAGAUGCAGGCGUUAUUCGUUCUCGCCGCUCUCUUGAGCGCAUUGGCUUAUGCUAGCCCGCAAGCACCACCUCACUACCCUCCUCACUGGAACCCUUGGCCCGCGGACACUUGGCCAUCGUGGGCUCCUUCCCCAUCCUCGCCUUCUCCCUCUACUGCAUCGACUUUGCCGACCGCAUCCAAAGCAUCUACAGUAUCUUCCGCCUCUGCCGCUCCUGCUUCCUCGUCUACAUCUACCGCUGGAGGCGCCCCCGCGGUCACACUCAAGAAUGGCACGGUCUCUGGUUUGCACUCAAGCACAUACAACCAGGACUUCUUCCUCGGUGUUCCAUUCGCUCAGCCUCCCGUGGGCGAGCUGCGCUUCACCGUGCCGCAGUCUCUCAACACGACGCUGAGCAGCAUUUAUCAAGCCACGCAGUAUGCGCCUGAGUGCGUAGGUUAUGGCGGAGACGACAUCGGGUACCCUACGUCAGAGGACUGCUUGUACCUGAAUGUUAUUCGUCCGUCUGGCUAUUCCGGCCAGGCACUUCCGGUUGGCGUAUGGAUUCAUGGUGGAGGUCUGUACAUGGGCGGCACCAUCGACCAGCGCUACAACCUCUCGUUCAUAGUGCAGAAUUCGGUGGCUAUUGGCAAGCCCAUCAUCGGUGUCUCUAUUGGGUACCGCCUCAGCGCAUGGGGCUUCUUGGCUUCCAAAGAAGUUAGAGGUAGCGGCAAUACCAAUCUCGGUCUACGCGAUCAACGUCUUGCGCUCCACUGGCUGCAGGAGAACAUUGGUGCUUUCGGCGGAGACCCAACGAAAGUGACUAUAUGGGGUGAAUCCGCUGGCGCCCUUUCCGUCGGCUUCCAGCUCACGGCCUACAACGGCCGCGACGACAAGCUCUUCCGAGCCGGCAUCAUGGAGUCCGGCAACCCAGUCAACUACAACUCCUUCCUCGAUGUCGACACCUACCAGCCCCUCUACAACGCCAUGGUAAACGCCACCGGCUGCUCGGCGGCGGUUGAUACUCUUGACUGUCUUCGCCAAGUCCCCUUCGCCACUCUCAACGGCUUCCUUAACACAACGCAGUAUGCAAACGCUUUCUCCAGGCCAAUCGUCGACGGGGACUUUGUGGCCCGCUUUCAGAGCAUUCAACUCAAAGAAGGCGCCUUCGUCAAGGUACCAAUCAUUGAUGGCGCGAAUACGGACGAGGGUACCGCGUUCGGCCAGACAGGGAUCAACAACACCGCGGACUUCAUCACCCGGGCCACAAGUAACACUAGCCAGGCUUACUUGCCGGCAGCGCUCGGCCCUACCAUCGCCAACUUGUAUCCCAACGAAUGCGACUACUGGGACCCGCCUCCAUCUGAACUAUCGUGCGACUUCACGUACCCUGCUUCAUACGGAGCUCAGUACCGCCGCAGUGCCGCUUACUUCGGCGACGUGGUGAUGGUAGCCAACCGCCGCGGAGCCUGUCAGGCCUGGACCCGCAAUGGCGUGCCAGCCUACUGCUACCGCUUCAACACCCGCCCCGCCGGUCUCCCAGUCACAGCAGGCGUAACCCACUUCCAAGAAGUCGCUUUCGUCUUCGACAACAUCAACGGGUACGGCUACAAUGCCGCUCACGGCACCAUCAACCCUUUCACAAACGUUUCGUCGCUGUACAUCGACCUGGCGAAGCUGAUGAGUAACUCGUGGGCGAGCUUCAUCUACGACCAGAACCCGAACAACUAUACAGGCAGACCGGCGCAGACGCCUGCUUGGCCGGUGUACGAUAACAGCAACCCGCAAGACAUUGUGUGGGAUGGGAACGUGACGAGUUUGGCGUACCCGGAGCCGGAUACGUUCCGGCAGGCGGGCAUUCAGUGGAUCAUUGAUAAUGCCAUUGCGUAUAAUAGGUAAGGUUGAGCCCGGAAGCAGAGUCUGGGAGGUCGCAUGAAGCUUGUCACGAUGUAGCAAGCCACAGGUGGUCGGAAAUGGGAGUUGGUAGGAUGAUGGGGGCCGUGGUGAAUCUGGCAGUUCGACAACGCAGCGCUUCAAGCGGCUGCUCGAGCGGCGCCUACUUCCAGUCACGACUAGUAAAAGAUCUCGAUGUGGCUCUUGUCUGCCAUGGUUCGGCCAUAUGUUGGGGAAGCAUGCGUCGAGCUCAAGCCGUAGCGCAGACAGCCGUGAAACGAGCCUAUGAAUGCCACGCAUGGUUACGUGCUGGUGUGCUUUGCAUUGCUUAGUGUUGCACACUUCGAUGAGAUGAUGCUGCUUGUGGCCGAGAAAUGGCUCUAGGUAGAUGGACAUAUUGUACCAUGGUCCAAAUCCUCUCUCCUUUCGAUCCGACGUCCAUCGAAGCCCGCAUGCCAAGGGUAUCGGCGUAUACUCUCCAGCAAUCAAAGGAGUC
Molecule: messenger RNA, 2652 nt
Organism: Baudoinia panamericana UAMH 10762
Lineage: Eukaryota; Fungi; Ascomycota; Dothideomycetes; Mycosphaerellales; Teratosphaeriaceae
Exons: 4
Coding region: 288-2162 (624 amino acids)
Source: RefSeq, a predicted model, not a curated record